UCUCUUAAACAAACAUUUGUGUUGAAUCUUUAUAAAGACUCUUUCCUCUCUCAUAUCCAAACUCCUCUUUUACUCUCACAAAAUGGAGCUUGGCUUGAGCUUGGGGGAUGCCUCAAAAUCCCUAGGAUUCCUGAAAGACAACAACUCCUCCUCAAAUCAAGAUCUCACCAAGCCCACCGGCUUCGAUUUCUGCAUGUCUUUGGGGCUUAGCUCCAAGGAAAACGGCGAAGACGAUGAUACAUCGGCGGAGGAUGGAAGCGAUGAUAAUCAAGAGGAAACCGAAACUCCUCUGCAGCUGAAUCUUCUCCCUCUCGCUCCUGUUCCUCGCCUCUGGUCUUCUGAUAAUGGGAGCUCGGAAAAUGGGUCGUCGGGGAAGGGCUUGGACGUGAACCGGACGCCGGCGGCGGAGGAGGCCUCGUCGGCGAACAAGCGCGAAUUCGAGGGCGCCGGCAACGACAACGACGACGACGACGACAACGCGCUCAACACGCGGAAGAAGCUCCGCCUCUCGAAAGAGCAAUCGGCGUUUCUUGAAGAGAGCUUUAAGGAGCACAACACCCUCAAUCCGAAGCAAAAACUGGCGCUGGCGAAGCAGCUGAAUCUGAGAGCGAGGCAGGUGGAGGUGUGGUUCCAGAAUAGAAGAGCAAGAACGAAGCUGAAGCAGACGGAGGUGGAUUGUGAGUACUUGAAGAGAUGCUGCGAAACGCUGACGGAAGAAAACAGGAGACUUCACAAGGAAUUACAAGAGCUGAGAGCUCUCAAGACUUCAAAUCCAUUCUACAUGCAACUCCCCGCCACCACGCUCACCAUGUGCCCUUCGUGUGAGCGCGUGGCCUCCACGACCACCGCCGCCGCCGCCGUAGCGCCGGUCGCCGCUGCAGCGAAGGGGGAAUCGAAUAAUAUCCCGAAGGCUAUUCCGUUUCCGCUGGCGAGGCCGAGAUUUUACCCGUUUCCGCAGGCGGCGGCGGCGGCGCAUCCUAAUCAGCCGGCGGCGUCUUGAUUGUUUAGUGAUGAUUUACUUGUAAAUAUGAAAGGGGCAAAAAAGUAAAUUAGGUCUUGUCUUGUUUUUUUCUUUUUUUUUUUGGUUUUGUGUUUGGUGUUUGGAACGAGGGGUUUUGUUUUGAUUGUUUGAUGGUGAUGAAUCUCUGCAUCUUGAGCAAAUUUUUCAGCUCAUCCUAUGUCGAUUUUGUGGAGAAUACACAAAUUAGUUUGGGACAGUGAAAAAGUAAUUUAAUGAUUUUUUAUUUUCA
Messenger RNA from Salvia hispanica, 1250 nucleotides. RefSeq names its product homeobox-leucine zipper protein HAT22-like. The record is from RefSeq and is a predicted model, not a curated record. Gene Ontology annotation, molecular function: sequence-specific DNA binding; DNA-binding transcription factor activity, RNA polymerase II-specific. Gene Ontology annotation, biological process: regulation of DNA-templated transcription. Lineage: Eukaryota; Viridiplantae; Streptophyta; Magnoliopsida; Lamiales; Lamiaceae.